AUUUUUCCGGGGAACUACCCCCUGUUUUUCCGGGGAUUUCAACCCCCCCUUUUCCCAGAGUGUACGUGGCUGCGCAUCCUGAUCUGCCGGAGGAGGCCAAGAGCCUACGGAUCAUGGUCAACUGGCUGCACGGUAGUGGCCACGACCUAGCAUGCCAGCUUAGCAACAGCGGCUUGUACAAGCAGGACGCGGGGCGGCGCAUUGGCGAGCAGACGGAGCAACUGUGGAGCCAGACAAAGGCAAUUGCUGGCCUUGUUCGCUACAUGACGAAGCACCAUCGGCGCGACUUCAUUGAGGCGUUGCUCACCGUGCUCGGGCGGGACAAGUUGCAGCGCAUUGUGCGCCUGCUGGAGACCAAGUACAAGGACACGCAGCGGCUAUACGAUGAGUACACACGCCGCGAGGAGGAGGCAACCGCAACUGCCAACGCCAGUGGUAUUACGAACGUCUGGGCAGCAGCCGAGGAGUGGAUGCAGGCCAACCUGCUGCGAGGCAAGAAGGUGGACAACGAGGAGGACUCCAAGCCGGUAGAGUACGUGGAGCUGCUGUUGCACCACGUUGAGCUGAAACAGCUGAAACGCAAAGCUCCAGCGUUGGCUGUGGUAUCAUCGCCAUCGGCCGUCACAUUGACGGCCGCGAGCACUGAUGCUCAAGUAGCCCGCACUGCCAAGGCCAUCGCGCAGGCGGAGCUCAAGCUUGAGCUGGGGCCAGCUGCAGCGGCGGAGUGGCGCAAGUCAGCUGUCACCAUCACCUCUGGCACGGAGACUCCUCUCCUUCCUGACUUUGCGGCCGCCUUAGCGCGCCUCAAACAACGGGAGGUUAGCAGGUGCCAAGACCGCGUUGAGGAGCUUGUGCUGGAGAUUCAGCAGCUGGAGCUGCGGCAGGCGGGCGCGGCUGAUAAGGCUGCGAAGACCGCACGGAAGAGCGCACAGCGGAAGCGUGGGCAGGUGCGGGCCACUCUGGAGGAGAUGUACGUUUGGCAGCAGUUUGGUAACGGUGGAGACGGUGCUAGGUUGACGGAUAGCGACGUGCGCGGCCUGUUCCAGCCAGGCAGCCAGCCACCUUGGCGUGCUCCGGGUGUUACUACCGCAGCACAGCGUAUGUACCACGGCCGCCGUUUCCUAGAGGCGGCUGUGCAUCGGGCACGGGCUGGUGAAGAGCUAGGAAUUCUGACGGUGGAGAAGGCUCGAUUGGCACGUUGGCUCGAGGUGGUGCAGGUGCAGCUCGGUGUGGCACGUGCAAAAAGGCAGGAGUGUGCAGGCAGUGUGUUCCUGUUAGAUCAACACUUGGCGUUAGUGCAAGACCUGAAGUCCCAGCUUCAGCACACGAGCAUUCCGGAUCCCUCAUAAAUCCCUGAUGAAUGGGACUGGCAUGAUUUAUUUAUGAUGCAUUCAUUCGGACAUUCAUUAAUUCUUCUUGGUGGUAUGGUUGAUACCGCACCGUAAUUGUCGACUGACGGUAAGAUAAGCUAAACAGUGAUUGACGGCUGUGUGCAGAUGCGUAUGUCCCCCUGCGGCCCGGCCCCUAAUUGACAGAACUAGCACGCAACGCCCGGCCAGCUGGCGUCUUGAGUGGUAUUACACAUGUGGGCAAGCGUGCAAGGCAAUCCGUUGCAUUAAUCGUGUGAGGAGUAAAGCUGCAGCUCA
Molecule: messenger RNA, 1646 nt
Organism: Chlamydomonas reinhardtii
Lineage: Eukaryota; Viridiplantae; Chlorophyta; Chlorophyceae; Chlamydomonadales; Chlamydomonadaceae
Exons: 5
Coding region: 114-1349 (411 amino acids)
Source: RefSeq, a predicted model, not a curated record